Molecule: messenger RNA, 3599 nt
Organism: Ictalurus punctatus (channel catfish)
Lineage: Eukaryota; Metazoa; Chordata; Actinopteri; Siluriformes; Ictaluridae
Gene: scdb
Product: stearoyl-CoA desaturase b
Exons: 6
Coding region: 217-1212 (331 amino acids)
Biological process (GO): response to fatty acid; unsaturated fatty acid biosynthetic process
Cellular component (GO): endoplasmic reticulum membrane
Molecular function (GO): stearoyl-CoA 9-desaturase activity; palmitoyl-CoA 9-desaturase activity; iron ion binding
Source: RefSeq, a predicted model, not a curated record
AUCCGCCGCCUCCCAACCAACUGCAACAUUUAUAACACCGUAUAACCGGAAGGAGGGGCUUAGGUAAGCAAGCGGAAUAAAGCAAGCUGCGAAACGCGCUCCUGACGUGCAGCUCUUCAGUAGCCUACUGUAUCUCGCAUAGAAAGGCAGGUGGACGACAACACGGAGGUUUUGUGAACCGGCAUUUGAGAGCAGCCCCCAGGCCAAACUGAAAAUAUGACUGAUACAGUAAAGAGAGAUUGUUAUUCAGCCAGGCAAAAGGAAAAUGGCGAAAGAACGUGGGUAGAUGAUGCUUUUGACGAAUCCUACAAAGAGAAAGAAGGCGUGUCGCCUCCAUUGAAGAUAGUAUGGAGAAAUGUUGUGCUGAUGACUUUACUGCACAUCGGAGCUGUUUACGGACUGACCCUGAUCCCUUCUGCUAAAGCUUCUACACUGUUAUGGGCAUGGGUGUGUUUCAUAAUUAGUGCCACGGGAGUGACAGCAGGGGCACAUCGGCUCUGGAGCCACAGGUCCUAUAAAGCUAAACUGCCAUUAAGAAUCUACUUGGCCUUUGCAAACUCCAUGGCCUUUCAGAAUGAUAUCUAUGAGUGGGCUAGAGACCACCGUGUUCACCACAAGUACUCAGAGACCCAUGCAGACCCCCAUAAUGCCAGGAGAGGCUUCUUCUUUUCUCAUGUUGGCUGGCUGCUGGUACGUAAGCACCCAGAGGUCAUUGAGAAAGGGAGCAAGCUGGACGUCAGUGACCUCAAGGCAGAUCCUGUCGUUAUGUUCCAGAGAAGGUAUUAUAAGUCGUCUGUAGUGGUGAUUUGCUUCAUCAUUCCCACACUGGUGCCUUGGUACUUCUGGGGGGAAAGCCUGUGGGUGGCUUACUUCAUCCCAGGCCUUCUGAGAUACGCUAUGGUCCUUAAUGCCACCUGGCUGGUUAAUAGUGCUGCCCACAUGUGGGGCAUGAGGCCCUUUGACCACAACAUCAACCCCAGAGAGAACAUGUUUGUUGCCUUCAGUGCUGUAGGGGAAGGCUUCCAUAACUACCAUCACACAUUUCCAUAUGACUAUGCUACCAGUGAGCAUGGCGGUUUUCUGAACUUCACCAAGGUGUUUAUUGAUUUGAUGUGCUACAUUGGACUUGCCCAAGACUGUAAGAAACCAUCUCAUGACACAAUCAUGGCUCGGGUUAAGCGUACUGGUGAUGGCAGUCACAAAAGUGGCUAAGUCAUUUCUAACAUUUCAGUAUCCGAAAUGUGUCAUGGGAAGCUAAACCAAUAUCUAAACAUAUUUGUGAAGCAAAGUGUGCAGCGAAGGUCCUACUCCAAUCUUACACUGCUUUCAGAAUUCUAGUCUUGAUUACACAGACUAAAGACCACUGUUUCUUUUUUGGCUAUUUUAUUAUGAAACUAUGUGUACUUUAGCACUGGAAAGUUUAAUUUGGACACAUGAUUCGCUCUAACUCUAAGGCACAGUAACAGUAUUGCUUAACUAGUGUAUUUAGCUAAAGGUAAUCAAUAUCAGUGGUGUUUAAAAUGUUCAAUUCACAGUGACUUAAGAACAUUUUUAUGAUAAACUAUGCAAGCUAUACAGUUACAACUUAUAUAACUACAUAUGUGCUAAUAAUCCCUUAGGCAAUUUCCGUUUACAUUCAAGUCGUCAUAAAGUGAUAAAAGUGAAAGAAGUGACAGAACGGAUAAAAGUAACAAAGUUUUAAAGCAACAGGUAAUGAUUUCUUUGUGCACUGAUGCUACUGAGUUGCACACUGACAUAUUUUAUUGUAAAAUCAAUAAAUUCUAUAACUAAAUUUUAUGUUCAAAAAUAGACAACUGUGCUGGCCUUUCAGAUUUACAUUUUUGUAAACAAAAAUGCUGAAUAAAUUUUAAUUUAUUGUUAAAAGUUUAACAUUGUCCGAACACUGAACAAAUUCUUAUUUUGAUACUACUGCUUAAAUUAUAUAUAUUGCAUAAAAAUCUUUCUCUUCUCACAGAGAAAUGAAAUUGCACAAAUUUUGGCACCCCUGAAUUUAGUUCAUAUUCCUUUAGGUAAGAUCACAAUAAUCUGUCUUCAUUUUAAUUAGGUGGAAGACUAUUAAAUAAUUUUUAGUAUAAGCUUUCAAUCAUCAGCUCCUCUGCAUUUCUGCCUAAAACUGAUAGUCAGGUCAGAGGACACAAAUUUUCAAAAUGGAAUUUGCAUUUUUAAAAGCACAACUAUGCUUUUUAAACAGCUAGCUCUUUUAUCACAGAGGAAGCUAACUAACAUAACCAGUUAAAAUUACCACUAGCUAAGAGUUUAACUUAAGUUGCCUGUCAAUGGUACAUUAUCGAGUUAAACUGAAUCAUGGGAUCACCUAUGGGCACACUGAAAAAUGUAUGGAUAUGCCAAGUAACUUAUACAUGUAAACCUCUUCCUACCAAGAGCAGGAGCGGUUAGAGCAAUAAUUCUAUCCACCAUGUUUUUCAAACCUUCAUUGAGCUCUAGUUCAUUGAACAGAGUUAUCAGAUUGCCUUCACUACAAAAGAUACAUUUGAUAACUUCAGAGUUAAAAGCCAAACUAAAGUACUUAAGAAGAUGAACGCAAUAUGCUGCCUCCUGUAUAGGACAGUGUUCAUCUAGGCAGUGUGAAAAUGCUGCCCAGAAAAAACUGUCUACCUACACAGCUGAAUUAAACUAAAUGAAACGCAGGAUUAGUGAUCAUAUUUGAAAGUGUUUAAAGUAAUAACAAGAAAGUGGGUACUGCUUAUUCAUUGUGGUACACUGUAUAGCUCAGCUCAUACAGUAUGUUUUCUCUUCUAUAUGACCAUCCUUCUUUAAUGCGAAGACCAUAGAACUCCAUGUACUAUAAUUUGAUGAAAGCGGAGGAUUUUCUCUGGAAGUUUUAUUUUUUUGGGGGGGGGGAUAUUGGCCUUGUCAUCUCAAAAUUUAACAACUGUUAUGAUUCUUUUUUCCAACCAAUUUCUGAAUUGUAUGUGGGGAGAAACAUAUGUACUAUUUUAUGCUGAAUUGUUUCUAAUUGUAAAUUUAUUUAAGAAUGUGUAAUGCACUAUAAGAAUUUGUGGGUUGUCCAUAAUAUCAACAGAGAUGUAUUUUUAAAGAAAAUUGUUUAUUAGAUUCCUUUGAUACGUGAAUGUAAGAUCAAGAUAAAAAUAUCUCCCAUGCCCAUUCUUAUACUGUUUAACAGUACUCACAGCAGGCCCUUUCUGUGUACACUGUAAGAAAGAAAAUUUGACUUGACUUAAAAUUUCAAGGAAACUUGCUGCACGGCUUGGUUAAAAAAUUGAGUUAAGUGAAGUUGAGUAAACUCAGCAAAAUUGUGCAGAAAGUUGCCUUGAAAUUUUAAGUUAAGUCAAAUUUUCUUUUUUUACAGUAUAUUUCUGUAGAUGAAAUGUUCUAUAUUACAGAAACUCUAUCAAAUACAGUAGGCCUAUAUAGGCUACUUACUGUAUGUUUUCUCACAUUAACCACUGAUAUUUUAAAAAUAAAAGUGAGUAUUUAUUAUUAUUUCUCUCGAUAUUUUACACCAGGUAUUUACCUGUAUGGAAGCCUUAAAGUAAGGUCAAGGAAAGUUGUCACUUUAUGUACAAUUGAAUAAAUAAAAAAAAAUUCUAAAAGUA